AGUAUCACAAAUGGGGGACGAUUUAGAUUCGUUGACAGACCAGCUUAGCAGUGGAUUUCAGGUCGAUCCUCUAGCUCUUGGUGAACAUCCGAGGUAUUCGCAGUACAAAAAUCUUACAAAAGCUGCAGAACAACAAGCAAAGCGUCGUGAAGAAACGCUUGAGCGGCAAAAAAAUGGCCGCUUUGACACAUUUAUGAAACUACGAAAUUUAGCUUUUGAUGACGUUACUUCUGACGAAGACGAUGAACAAAAAAUUGAGACAACUACUGCUGAAAAACACACUGGAAAAUUUAAAAAAUAUGCCGACAAAAUGAUGUUGAGUGAGUGGCUUGUGGAUAUUCCGGAAUCACUUUCUUCCGACUGGACGAUGGUUAUGGCUCCAGUGGGCAAACGGACACUUGUCGUUGCAUCACGAGGCUUCACAGUUGCAUAUAACAAAGGCGGAAGAGAAGUAUCGCGAUUUCAGUCUCGCCUUCCUGGUGGAAAUACUCGUGCUAAAAAUCAGGCUUGGACAAUUCUUGACUGCAUCUACUCGAAUCAGACAUACUAUGUGCUCGAUCUUCUUUCAUGGAAUGCACACGAAUAUGUUGAGAGUCCAUACGAUUUCCGCCAAUUUAUGCUAAAGUCUAAACUUGAAGAGGCUCCUGAACUAGCGAAAUCUACGCCUGGCUUCAGGAAUAUUUUCUCACCGAUUCCCAGCUGUCCGUGCUCCCAAGAUCAGAUGGCGGAGCUUAUGAAAAACGAGAUCAGUUUCCGUCUCGAUGGACUCCUCUUCUAUCAUAAUUCGGUUGUAUACCAACCUGGACAAUCACCUCUAGUCGGAUGGCUUAAACCAUGGAUGUUACCUGAAAUCCUCAAUGUCCCGGUACCGGAAAAAUAUAAGGCCGAGUCAAACGGACAAUCAUCUUCACAGUUCAUCGAAUCAUUCAAUCAAAAGCAUAAACAUCAGUCGAAAAUCGAUAGAUCUAUGGAGCAUUAAAUGUUUUUUAUUUAUUCAUUAUUUUAUUCCCCCCCCCCCCCCCCCCUAUUUUCCA
Caenorhabditis elegans is the source of this 1034-nucleotide messenger RNA. RefSeq names its product Snurportin-1 (gene F23F1.5). NCBI's taxonomy places the organism in Eukaryota, Metazoa, Nematoda, Chromadorea, Rhabditida, Rhabditidae. The record is from RefSeq and is marked reviewed. Gene Ontology annotation, molecular function: nuclear import signal receptor activity; ATP binding; DNA ligase (ATP) activity. The coding region runs from base 11 to 979 and encodes 322 amino acids. Gene Ontology annotation, cellular component: cytoplasm; nucleus. Gene Ontology annotation, biological process: DNA recombination; snRNA import into nucleus; protein import into nucleus. The transcript is spliced from 6 exons.